Polypterus senegalus (gray bichir) is the source of this 3988-nucleotide messenger RNA. Its product is annotated as TLE family member 5-like. Gene Ontology annotation, cellular component: transcription regulator complex; nucleus. Gene Ontology annotation, biological process: negative regulation of canonical Wnt signaling pathway; regulation of DNA-templated transcription. Gene Ontology annotation, molecular function: transcription corepressor activity; protein binding. The annotation marks the transcript as partial. The record is from RefSeq and is a predicted model, not a curated record. The transcript is spliced from 6 exons. Lineage: Eukaryota; Metazoa; Chordata; Cladistia; Polypteriformes; Polypteridae.
AAUCCAAUUUUAAUAUCUCUGUCUCUCUCCCCCAUUCUCUGUUUUCUUCAGGCGUCAUCUCAGUCAUCGCAGCAACUGAAGUUCACAACUUCAGACUCCUGUGACCGAAUUAAAGAUGAGUUCCAGUUUCUUCAAGCCCAGUACCACAGCUUAAAGUUGGAGUGUGACAAGCUUGCCACUGAGAAGUCUGAAAUGCAGCGUCACUACAUUAUGUAUUAUGAAAUGUCGUAUGGUUUAAACAUUGAGAUGCACAAGCAGGCAGAAAUUGUGAAAAGAUUAAAUGGUAUCUGCGCUCAAGUCCUGCCCUACCUGUCUCAAGAGCACCAACAGCAGGUCCUAGGAGCCAUUGAGAGGGCCAAACAGGUGACUCCCCCAGAGAUGAACUCCAUCAUUCGGCAGCAACUCCAGGCACACCAGUUGUCUCAGCUCCAGGGCCUGGCCUUGCCAAUGACCCCUCUGCCUCUGGGCUUGACUCCUCCGACCCUGCCUGCUGUUACCAGCAGCUCAGGUCUGUUUUCGCUGUCCAGCAUCCUAGCUUCACAGGCUCACUUGGCAAAGGAAGAGAAGGCAGCACGUGAGGGGGGUGACAGCCACCGAGACGAGGAAGGCGACAAAUCAGAUUAACAUCCUUGCCCAAAGUGCAGCAGGGUGGCAGAUUUUGCUCUUUCUCUCUCUUUCUAUCUCAAGCUCUUUCUGUUUUUUUUUCCUUAUUGUUUCCCUUAUACCUUUUUGUUUUGAAUGGGCUGAUGACACAGAAACAGCUAUAUCUGGAGCAAGGGUGAUAUUUGCUGAAGCAGAUUAUAAAUAUUGUCCUCUCCAUUUCCGUCAGGUAUAAGCCUUGCAACUUCCACUUGUACUUUUGCUCUGGCAUGGAACCACAUCUUUAAGAUGAAGUGUAAAUCUUUUUUAUAUAUUAUUUUUGCCCAGUGUAAAAGUAAGUGGCAUCAAAAAAGUUUGUUUAAAUAUUUGAAGGCUUUGCAAUUUUUGCCUACACAUGUUUUCAAAAUAGCCUGUCAGCUUGGAGUGUAAAGCUGAAAGGAUCAAAAUUUUCCCAUCAUUUCCUUUUGUUUUCCUCUUAACUGAUGAUGAUGAUGAUGUAAAUGUUUAAUUUGUUACUUUUAUUGUUAUUCACUUUUUGUUAAUUUUUGUUGAGCCAUUUAUGACAAAAGUUAGAAAGUUUUGAUUAUAAAAUUAGCCUCUGUGUGCUCUAAAACUAGAUUAUAUAAAAAGAAACUACAGCAUGCAGUCGGCCGUUAAUGCCAUUAAUGCAUAACAACAAAAAUGAGAAACUAUGGGGGAAAAAAAAAACUAAAUCAUCUUUCAGACUGUUUUUUGGACAUGCACCCUCCAGAGCAUUUUGACUUGGAAGUGUGUGAGCUGCAUGGCGAAAUGUGCUGGGAUGCAGCGAAAGAGAAGGUAAUGCCACUGAACCGGCAUAUAUAUACUCUGACGACCUCUAGCAAAAUUUAAUAGCAGGUAUACUGAUGUAAUGAUGCUCUGGUCAGUCUCUAGCCCAUACAUGCCAGUGGGGUAAAAUGAAAUUAAAAGCUCCGAGAUCUCAGUCAGGCUGCACAUAGGGAGGAAAUGGAAAACGUUACAAUGUUCAGAUAAACACUUUGCCCCAUAUAAUGCCAAAAUGAAUGCUACUACACAUCCUAUGGAACGCCAUUAAUAUUCUUUUAAGAUACGUAUUUAAUAAAAAUGAUUUCAUUAUUGUUAGCAACCAUGCACAUUUAUUGCAGACAUUCAGUUGCUAUAGAACUUAGAGUACUUCUUUUAUUUCUGUGCUACAUAGAGCUCUUCCCAUUAUUUUGGUUGGGACUCUUCAGGACCUCCAUAUUUUGUCUGCCUGCAGAAUUUCUCAUUUGUAAUGUUUUGCUGCUUAAAUGUCAUCAGUCUGAGAUUUCAAAUUCAUACCUUCUUUAAUUUUUUCUAUGUUAGUAUUUUAUUUACUGCUUUAAAUUCCCAUCAGGCUUCUAGGUACCAGGCAUACAUUAAUUCUUCUUCCAAUAUAAAAACAGUUGUACACCUGAGCUCUGUAUCCUCUGAGAGAUCCUCAUUUAUGUACACAGAAGUGGAUAAUCAGUAAAUCAUUCAUUUAUUUGCCCAUUUUAUGAACCUGUUUUUCAUUUGCAGGACUGUGUAGUUGAUGUCUAUCUCAGCAGCAGUAGACUCAAAGCAAGGAGCAGCCUGGAUAGGGAUGGCAGUCCAUUUAUGAAUCUGCUUUGGCUUGGAAUUGUUCCAGGAAAAUUAUUCACCUUUAGCCAAUCAGCUUGACAUCACAAAUCAGGAAGUAUAUGGAAAGGAAAUGAAAAUGCCCCCAAUUGUAGAAGAAAAUGAAUAUCCUUCCUCAUUCACAAAAACAUACGCAAAAUGCUAUGAGCUUGGCCAAAUACAUCUCUCAUCAUUUAAAAUCUUAAGUAAACAGGUUUUCAGUGUAUUGUAAGAAAUGUAAAUUCAUUUGCCUCUCAGCACUGUAUACCUUAUUCAUGAUAUCAGAAGCAAAUUUUAAAGCUGAUUGGUUAAAUGUGAAUGACAGUCCUCAAACAACAACUUUUCAAUGUUGUUCGAGGAGGAACAGAAACCCAACAACAUCUGAUCAACCACGGUUCAUCAUAAGGCACACCAACACUCCCCUUCGCCACCUGACUGUCGCCAGCCAGCAUAAUUAUGCAGAGCCUCUUGACAGAAUUCGCCCGAAUACUGAAUAAGCAAGGUGGGAAAUAAACUCGGAUAUAGACAGCAACAUUACACCUGCUACAAAUAAGAUUACAAAAACAAUAUAAGACUGAAAAACUUGUAAGUAGAAUAACAAUUUGAAUAUGCCUGUAGUUAAUUUAAUUCUGUAAUUUGGACAGGUUAAUUCAUACUUCCCCUUCUCUUUCUCAUAUCUAACCAUAAACGUCUUGCUGAAUAAAAAGUCUGUUGUAUCCAACCCUCAGUAUUCUGAAACUCGGAUCCCUUGAGGUUAGGCCCUAAUCUGCAAGCAGGUCAUCACAUCAGAAUGCUCUCUGAAUUUCAACACUAAUCGCCCUCCUUAGAUGAAAAUUCCAUCAUCUUUGGUAAUACAAUUCCAUGCCUCCCUGAAGAAACUCCAUUUUAGAAAGAAAAGCAGCACAUCCCAUUGGAAUGAGGAAAAUAAUACAGAACGCUCUAAGCAGUCAUUUUUAAUUAUCACAAUUUUUUUUUUUCUUCAAAUUCAACACUUUUGCGCCGCAAGGGUUUUAAAUAAGGAUUGAUCAAUGAGGUGGUUAAUCUGCCCUUGUUUAUUCAAAAGAAGAAUAAAAGUGCUACCUGUUGGUGUUAUGUUUUCAUCAGCAGCAUGUACUGUUUAGCUUUAAAGCAGUGCAUUCUCUCAAGCACCCCCUUUCCAUUUCCAACCCCCACCUCCACUCUGUAUCCUCUCCGACUCCAAUUGCCUGCUUGCCGCUUUCCUUUUAAUUUCAUCAUGCUUUUGCUGAAUAGCCUUUGAGACUGAAAGCCGAAUUUCAUACUGCUAGGCGAGUGGUUAGGGGGGGUUGCAUAUAAAUAAAGACCCUCACAUUACUAUUACCUGUAUGUAUGCAAAAAUAGUCCAGCCUGCCACAUUUUCUGGGAUAUGCUGGGCAUGGCUAAAAAUGUCUUAAAAAAUGAAUGGGGGUAUUUUGGAAUAGGUCAUCCUAGUCAAAGCUGACAUGUUUGUAACAAGUUGUGCUUCUGCCUAAACAAGGCAAUAAAAAUGCCGAUAUCCUCAUCAAUGUGUUAAUGAAGCAUCGUAAUCUUUCAAGCUUUGUAACUUUUUUCUUUAAUACUUUUUUGUGUUGUAUGUAUGUAAAACAUUCAGUGUGUAUUUGGCAAAUGUAUGUCAUUUGUGUUUAAAACCAAUACUAUAGCUUGGUUUAAAAAAAAAAUUAAAAACAUCGAAAAAACAUUUACUAUAAAGAAAUGACCAGUUCAGCAGUAAGGAAAUAUUUAUGGUGCCUUACAAAUAAAAAACAAAUCAAUGGAG